Messenger RNA from Drosophila miranda, 757 nucleotides. RefSeq lists its product as uncharacterized. Lineage: Eukaryota; Metazoa; Arthropoda; Insecta; Diptera; Drosophilidae. The transcript is spliced from 3 exons. The record is from RefSeq and is a predicted model, not a curated record. The coding region runs from base 96 to 731 and encodes 211 amino acids.
CAACAGUUGCCGUCUCCAAUGCCCCCUCCACCAUACGCCUUGGCACGCGUGAGCAGCACACGCAACUUCGAGCUCGAGAACCACACACCGCCGGCAUGUCCCGGCUCUGGACCCAUUGCCAUGACGAACGGCACCAUCCAGUUGCGCCUCCGCGAUGGCGUGCGGUGAGUGUGGACGCCCCCAGCCCAUUGGCUCUUCUUGCUCUAUCACGCAACUGCAGCAACUCGGCUUUGAUCCACCCCAAUGGACGCAUCUUGCAGAGCGGCGCUAAAGUCGAAAUAGUCACCUACGACGGCAUGAAGGGCAAUAACUUUGUUCGCUAUGCCAAGAUGUGGUACAAGGGUGUGAGCUUCACCAGCGAGGCGUGCGCUCUCAUCUACCUGGUGGACACAGCCGGGACGCGCACCACAACCGACACUUUCACCGAUCUGACCAAGGACUACACCCUGGCAGUGUUCUAUGACGACUCGCUGCAUGGUCCCUCUUAUAUGGCUGAAACCCAUGACGUGAUUGCCAAUUCAGCUUACACCUGUACCGAGGAUGGCACUGAGAUCUAUGACAUAAACGGAUUUCGCAUCACCCAGGCAGCCGAUGGCCUGGUGAAGGUCACUCGUGUGGACAACAAGUGCUUGAUUCGCACCAGUCCCGGCAAUGGAUCGGCCACUUUGACCACACCUGGCAUCCAUUGCACUGCCUCUCUGGGCAAGACCUCGCAUCUGUUUGUUCGGUGAGUGUCAAACCGAUGCUCUCAACCUCC